Molecule: messenger RNA, 1699 nt
Organism: Annulohypoxylon truncatum
Lineage: Eukaryota; Fungi; Ascomycota; Sordariomycetes; Xylariales; Hypoxylaceae
Product: Mu homology domain-containing protein
Exons: 4
Coding region: 136-1479 (447 amino acids)
Biological process (GO): intracellular protein transport; vesicle-mediated transport
Cellular component (GO): clathrin adaptor complex; clathrin-coated vesicle
Molecular function (GO): clathrin-cargo adaptor activity
Source: RefSeq, a predicted model, not a curated record
AUAGGUUUUACGUGCGCGCUACGAAUUAUGGUUUAUUGAUGCGUUGUAUGACUGAGAACUUCUAAAUCCUUUUGUCUGGCCUGAGAGCCAAUUGACAUCCGUCCGCGACCCCUGAAUCUAAUCCAGACCGACAUCAUGGCCUCAGCGGUUUUCUUCCUCGAUCUGAAGGGCAAGACCCUUCUCGCCCGAAAUUAUCGCGGUGAUAUUCCCAUGUCGGCUGUCGAGAAAUUCCCCAUACUCCUUAGCGAAGCCGAAGAAGAGUCCUCCGCCGUACCACCAUGUUUCUCUCACGAAGGCAUCAACUACUUGUAUAUCCGACACAACAACCUCUAUCUCCUUGCUCUAACAAAGCGAAACACGAACGCCGCCGAGAUCCUCCUAUUCUUACAUAAAGUAGUCGAAGUGUUCACCGAGUAUUUCAAAGCGCUAGAGGAAGAAUCGAUUCGCGACAACUUUGUCAUCAUAUACGAAUUACUGGACGAGAUGAUGGACUUCGGCUACCCCCAAACAACCGAGUCCAAGAUUCUACAAGAGUACAUCACCCAGGAAUCCCACAAGCUAGAAGUACAGGCCCGGCCACCUAUCGCGGUCACAAAUGCUGUCUCGUGGCGGUCCGAAGGCAUAAGGUACAGGAAGAACGAAGUAUUUUUGGACGUCGUCGAAAGCUUGAAUUUGCUAGUCUCGUCGAACGGAAACGUGUUAAGGUCUGAGAUCCUGGGUGCGAUCAAGAUGAAGUGCUAUUUAUCCGGCAUGCCAGAAUUGCGACUUGGGUUGAAUGACAAGGUCAUGUUCGAAACGACUGGGAGGACAACAAGAGGCAAGGCUAUCGAGAUGGAGGAUGUCAAGUUCCACCAAUGUGUUCGAUUAUCACGCUUCGAAAACGACCGUACCAUCUCCUUCAUCCCACCAGAUGGCGAAUUUGAGUUGAUGAGCUAUCGGUUGAACACGCAAGUCAAACCCCUGAUUUGGGUCGAGUGCGUGGUCGAAAGCCACUCGGGGUCGCGAAUCGAGUACAUGCUCAAGGCGAAGGCGCAAUUCAAGAGGCGGAGCACUGCUAACAACGUCGAAAUCAUUGUUCCGGUGCCGGAUGACGCCGACUCGCCGCGGUUCCGAACGAAUAUUGGCAGUGUCCACUACGCCCCUGAACAGAGUGCUAUCGUAUGGAAGAUCAAGCAAUUUGGUGGCAGCAAGGAAUUCCUCAUGCGAGCUGAGCUGGGGCUCCCUAGCGUAAGAGGUGACGACGAACAUGGUGGAGGUAUGACUGGUGGAUUUGGCGGAAGUAUGGGCGGUGUCAAUGCAGGCAAGGGCGCUAAGAGACCCAUUCAAGUGAAGUUUGAGAUUCCCUAUUUCACAACUAGCGGUAUUCAAGUGCGAUAUUUGAAGAUCACAGAACCUAAGUUGCAAUACCCAUCAUUGCCUUGGGUCAGGUACAUCACUCAGUCAGGAGACAUAGCGGUACGAUUACCAGACGCUGUAUGAGAGGUCAGUGUUGACCUGUAAUGUUCAACGAAAAUGUCACUUUUCGAUAGGCCUAGAGAAAAGUCUCAGUUAGAGUUGAUAAGUCACAACUGAUCCGUGGCAACGCCGGGCAUGAAUAUCAAACGAAUUUCCGAAUCCACGUCGUCCGUAUACCCUAGUUUAAUUUAUGUUCUUUCAUCAGAUUCAGCUGUGUUCUACAACGGGACCCCAAAGUUGGGAU